Fusarium falciforme is the source of this 705-nucleotide messenger RNA. RefSeq lists its product as hypothetical. Bases 1 to 705 code for a protein of 234 amino acids. NCBI's taxonomy places the organism in Eukaryota, Fungi, Ascomycota, Sordariomycetes, Hypocreales, Nectriaceae. The transcript has 2 exons. The record is from RefSeq and is a predicted model, not a curated record.
AUGUCACUUGCAAAGACCUACCUGAUCACGGGUGCCAACCGCGGCAUUGGCAGAGCACUUGUCUCUAAGCUUCUUCUUCGAACUGGCGUCACAGUCGUGGCCACUGCUAGAGACGUCUCAAAGGCGUCCUCUCUGAACGACCUACCCAAAGGAGAGGGCAGCAGGCUGAUCUUGGCCAAACUGAACUCGCACGUGGAUACGGACGCCGCAGAUCUUGUCUCACAGCUUCGGGGUGACACGGUCUCCAAUACGACUCCCGAAGCAAUUCGAGACCAUGUCAACACGAAUACUAUUGGCCCUAUCACUCUCUUCCAAGCCACCUAUCCCUUCCUCAAGGCCAGCAGCACCGGAAACCCCAUUUUCCUUGGCAUAACCACCAUUUUCGGGAGCAUCGGCGGUCAAGACUAUCUCACUAGUGUCCCACCGAUCAUGAGCCCUUAUGGCGCGAGCAAGACAGCUCUCAACUGGCUCAUACAUCGCAUCCAUCGAGAAGAGCCGUGGCUUACCGCCUUUGUUUUACACCCCGGCCUGGUUUUGACCGACAUGGGAAGCGGACUUGUUCCCCCAGGCGCGAACCCGGCCGCUUUUGGGGCCAUCGACGUCGACACGAGCGUGGCCGGGCUGUUGAAGCUGGUCGAUUCUGCAAGCCGAAAUGAGCACGGAGGGACUUUCCGGAACGUGGAUGGGACAGUGCUACCGUGGUGA